Acipenser ruthenus (sterlet) is the source of this 4251-nucleotide messenger RNA. Its product is annotated as amyloid-beta A4 precursor protein-binding family A member 3-like. The transcript has 11 exons. Gene Ontology annotation, biological process: chemical synaptic transmission. Lineage: Eukaryota; Metazoa; Chordata; Actinopteri; Acipenseriformes; Acipenseridae. Gene Ontology annotation, molecular function: protein binding; amyloid-beta binding. Bases 509 to 2797 code for a protein of 762 amino acids. Gene Ontology annotation, cellular component: plasma membrane; cytoplasm; dendritic spine. The record is from RefSeq and is a predicted model, not a curated record.
UAACGUGUAAACACGUAGAUGUCUUUAUUGAACUACUAGUGUAAGUACAGUAGAGCAGCUGAUGAAUCGGUGAACUGUAGCGAUUGAUGAAUCGGGGCUGGACUGAUGGAGACUGAGACAAGUGACGUAAGAGCUUGGACACGUCACGGGCAAAGAUGGCAGAGGUUUGGAGAAAGGAAGAAGUAUUUACAAUGUCGUGUAACAACAUAGCGAGUGUUGCAGUUAAGUAAUGUUAUAAACUUUUGUAACUUGUGUUUACAUUUGUGAUAACGAUGUAGUAGUUGUUAUACGUCUUAAAUUUGAAAUAAGUUUUUUUUUUUUUUAAGUUUACACAGCGAUAAACAUCACCUACUGAGCGAGUUUAAAGUUCAUAGCAUACGUGACAUUUAAAUGGGUUGACUUUUUAGAAGUAAUCACUGGCGAUUAAGAGAAAACAGACUGUAUUGGACGAGCAUCAGCCAUUUCAAUUGGCUCCCUGUCUUAGGACCCUUGUGAAUGGAAGCGCGUGAUGGAUCUUCACUCGGACGGCCUCCUUGCACAGGGCAGUGUAGCCCCAGGCACCAUGGAGGACAAGCCUCAACGCGAAACAAUAGCCAGUCACAACCUGGGGGUAGGAAGCCAACCCCCGGGAGAGGAAGCCAGAACAGAUGAAACAGGCUCCCCCCUCCCUGAAGCUCCCCCAGCAGCAGAGGAGAACUCUGCAGGCAGCUUGCCCAAUGACCUGUGUAACCCGGCUGGGGAUACAGAAGAAUCAGACUCCUUCAGUCUCAUUGAGCCCCCUCCUUUGGACUGGAGUGAGUCCGGAAGCCUGGAUUCCUCCAUUGACAGUGUGGGGUGCUCUGCCCCGGAGGCAGACAGGGAUGGCAUGUCCUUUAAGGCUGAAAUGGAUUUACUGCCAGAUCAAUUUAACCAACUUGAGCCACUCCCAGACCUUGGGUUGGACGAGUCUGGCGCUGUGGCCACAGAUCUCCACAGAGUUGGGUUACAACAGAGCGAUGACGAACAAGAGGACAGGUUGGCAGGCUGUGAGGAAGAGGAAGAGGAUACUAGUGGGGAUUAUAAGAUGGAAGACGAAGACCACAGCCAGAUCCAGGCGCUUCUAGCCAGGCUUCAAACAUACAGCCAGCCCCCAGCGACUCGUUCCCUCUCCCACUUCCCCAGCAUGGGGGAACGGGUCACCUCUGCCGUAGAGGACUUGGUUUCAAGCGUAGCGCUGAGCGCGAGGCAUGACGUAGGAGAUCACGAUCCACAGAGAGACAGGAACACUGGGCUGCUCUUCUCUGAGGCAAACCAGAGAGACUUGUUGAACCUCUUGGACGAUGGUGGGCUGGGGGAGGAGAGGGAGCAGAGAGAGGAGAAAGCCCCUCCUCGAGCACAGUACCAGGCACAGGGCAGCGAGGUUGACUCUGUGGUGAGCAUCACUUAUGACGAGGCGGAUGGGGGAUUUGGAGAGACGCAGGGGAAGAACUCUCUUGGGCGUGGCCGACCGGCUGGAGCGGAGGUCAGCAUCUAUCCCUGCAGCCCUGAGGAACAGCCGGAGCCAGUUUGGAUGAAAACAGCCAACUCCUCGAUGCCAGAGGAGCAGCAGCAGCAAACACAGACUGAGGAGGCUAGUAGCAAGAACUGUCCAGCUUACAAGGAAGUGCCUGGUCCCUGUGACCCAGAGGAUCUGCUGGAUGGCGUGAUCUUUGGGGCAAAAUAUCUGGGCUCCACCCGACUCCUCUCCGUUAAGAACCCCUCUACCAGCACCCGCAUGGCACAGGCUCAGGAAGCCGUUGACAGGAUUAAGGCUCCUGAUGGAGAGUCCCAGCCAAUGACAGAGGUGGAUCUCUUCAUUUCCACCAAGAGGAUCAAGGUGCUCAGUGCGGAUACGCAGGAGGCCAUGAUGGACCACUCCUUGCAGUCGAUCUCUUACAUCGCCGAUAUCGGCAGCAUUCUUGUCCUGAUGGCUCGCAGGAAGCUGCCAGGCCAGCGCGCUGCAGAGGGAGAGGGGGAGGGGGAGGGGGAAGCAUCCUGCUCACCAGCUCAGAAGAAGUGCUGCAUGAUCUGCCACGCGUUCCACUCAGAGGACGCUCAGCUCAUUGCUCAGGCGAUUGGCCAGGCGUUCAGCGUUGCCUAUCAGCAGUUCCUGCAGGUGAACGGCAUCAAGCCCAGCGAGCUGCAGCCCAGCGAGUACAGCGACUACCUGGGGACUCAGGAGCUCUAUAACGGGGACCUGGUGCACUUCUCCCGCUCCGAGAACAUCCGCCAGGUGUGCAUUGAGAAGCCGCGUGGGGAGAUCCUAGGCCUGGCCAUCGUGGAGUCUGGCUGGGGUUCCAUACUGCCCACUGUGGUAGUAGCUAACCUCCUCCACGGGGGGGCAGCAGAGCGCUGUGGGGAGCUCAGUAUCGGGGACAGAGUCAUGUCUGUCAACGGCACUAGCCUGGUGGGGCUGCCCAUCACCACCUGCCAGAGCAUCAUCAGGGAUCUGAAGAACCAGACAGAGGUGAAGCUCAGCAUUGUGCACUGCCCUCCCGUUACCAUGGCGAUCAUCAAACGGCCGGAUCCCAAGUACCAGUUGGGCUUCAGUGUCGAGGAUGGAAUUAUCUGCAGCCUGAUGCGGGGUGGCAUUGCGGAGCGAGGCGGGAUUCGUGUGGGGCAUCGCAUUAUUGAGAUCAACGAGCAGAGCGUGGUUGCCACGCCACACGAGAAAAUCAUCCACAUCCUGACCCAUGCCGUGGGAGAGAUCCACCUGAAGACCAUGCCAGCCUCUACCUACCGCCUCCUCACAGGUCAGGAGCAGCCUCUGUUUCUGUGACGGCCUCCCAGGGGCCGAUGCAGGCGUAGGGAGCAACACAGCCCAGAGGGAAGAGCCCGACACUGGCAUGAAUUCUCACCCAUGUCCCCUGCACAUUCAAGCAGGGUACUCCAUGGUGCCUUCUGCUAUACACUAUCUGCGGGAUACUGCCAGGGAAUAUUCUCAUUAUUUCAUGCAGUGAACUUGUCUUUGCAUCUUUUUGCGUCUGUUCCUCCAAAGGCACCAGAUUGUGAACCUGCCAGCAGCACUUGUUGAGAGAUGUGUGGAGCUCAUCCAUGCUGUAGUAUUGCACUCUCAACUAAAUGCUAUUAAAAGAAUUAUAAAUCAGUCCUUCACAUUGUGCUAAACUGUUGGUGGUACAAUGUCCAAUUCAAACUUCUUAUGUGUAAUAUUUGAGAAUGUACACCCAGGUCAAAUGUGUCUAUUUCUUUAGGUUUAGACACUUCAAUUUAUAGCCUCUUCAUUGAAGUGAUUUAAAAAAUGACUUUUCUUCACAACAGUACCACCCCCCCCCCCCCCCCCCCCCAGAAUUGUAUACUGUUGCCCUUUAGUUAUCCAAUGCAAAGCACAGUUUGCUGUCUGUGGAAAACCAGCUGAAAGAACACAGAAUGAACCGUAGCAAAAAGCCCACCGGGAUCACCUUGAGUUUGGAUUAUCCCCUGCACUGUGGUUCUCUGGGAGGUCAUGGAUGGGAUGGGAUGGGAUAAGUGGUGCCUGCCUGCCUGCGUGCCUGCCUGCCUGCUCACACCAGAUUACAGCUAAAGCACAUGCUUCUUUAACGGGUAAUAGCCAAGGCAUCAAAUACCAUAUCCUAGAAAUAGCACAGCAACUUUCUACAAAAUCCUGUAUAUCAAUUUGCUGUGUUUCUUUUUCUUCAAAGAGAGAAAGAGGUUAGUGUUGUGGCAGGGAAAAGGGACUUCAAGAAAGUUUAAAUUAAAAAUAAGCCUUUUAUACGAGGUCUGUCUGUGCCUUGCUGUGCUCCACAAUUCAACCAUCUUACCGAAGGCUUUGAGUGGGUUUGAAAUGGUUGUCUUUGGUAGAAGAUACAUUUAAAAUGCAAACAUGUUUAGCGUACAAAUACUGUUGCAGUGUCUUGUUUUCUAAAACCUUUUUCUCAACUUUUGUCCUCCAUUUGUGUUUGGGAUUAUCUUUCUCUUUUUUGUUCUGGCUGUACUAUAAAGAUAGGGCCCUUGUGAGAUCAUUGCUGUGCUGUUGGGGAGUAAGAAUGUGUUUUUUUAAGUCUUGUAUCAGUUCUUUUAAGAGUCUUCCUUCACUCCUGUGCGGUGGAGCUCCGGGCGGCCGGGUACCAGAGGGCUCAUGCAGUUUCAGCACAUUGACCUCUAUCAUAGACUCUUAUUCUUCUAAUUUUCUUAAUGGGAUGGUUGAUGAUGCUUUUUUUAUAUAACCUAAAGCAGUAUUGGCUGCAAAUAAAAAUAAUGAAAUACUGAUGUGAA